AUGAGUUUUAAAAAUCCUAUAAGUCGUGACACAAAAGAAAAAUUCUUACUAUAUGGACCUUAUUCUUUAAGAGCAACCGGACUAUCUACUGCAUUCUUUAUGCUCUCUCUACCAACCGGCAUUUUGCUUGCUGCACGGUUUACAGAUCCAGCAAAAUUAAACAAUUUAAUACCAAAGAGCAUGCAAUUUUUUAAUGUUCGUGGGUUGGAGCACAUGAGACCUCAAUUUAAUGCUUGGAUCUACAUGGGAUUAAUUUUUGCAACAUUAGUAACUGCCGCUGCCAUUUAUACGAUUUGUAAAAUGCAUGCAAACUCCAAAGACAUUGGGCAACAUCAAUUGCUGGGAGAAUUGCUUGAUAAGACAACUCAACAAACAGUCUUGUACCAUGAUGAAGUAAAUGGUGUUCAUCAUCUAAUGUUAGGUAAAGAAUAUCCUCUUGGCUGUAUGGUAAAAAGCAAAUCUGGAAAUAAAAAGGUUAUGCUUGGUAAACCUGUAGAAGGUGUGCAUCAGGAGUCUACAAAGGGAUGUAUAUAUCCAGUUACUUCAUACCACAACCAUAAAGAUGAUAAGGAAGCACAAGAAAAUAAGAGAACAUCAAAAGAUUUACCUAAAGAUUUUUUCAAAGGAGAAGCAAGUAAAAGUGAAACUACAGUAUAUGCACUUAAUCUUACAAGAUUAAAUGAAAAAUUAGCUGACGUAUAUACUGGACAACAAAAUAAAACACAAGACCCUACACCAAGCUUAUAA
Molecule: messenger RNA, 747 nt
Organism: Cinara cedri
Lineage: Eukaryota; Metazoa; Arthropoda; Insecta; Hemiptera; Aphididae
Source: the annotation of a GenBank genome assembly